Cetraspora pellucida is the source of this 374-nucleotide messenger RNA. The record is from the annotation of a GenBank genome assembly. Lineage: Eukaryota; Fungi; Glomeromycota; Glomeromycetes; Diversisporales; Gigasporaceae.
AAAAAACAACAAGGAAAAAAAACCGAAAAAUGGUGUAUGAAAAUGUUAUUUGUUCAAGAUUGCAGGAUUCAUAUCGAUGGCUUGUUGGAUGGUGGUUGGAAUUCCCGCAUUGAUUCACAAACAUCAGUAUAUCUAUCAAGGGAUAAAGAAUUCCUGGAAAUUUUAAUAGGACUCGUUGGAGUCUGUGUUACUGGAGUUUUCAUGUAUUAUAUCUCUACUCUAUUUACAAAGAAUGAAAAGGACGACCAACAUGACAUGAAAUUACUACCACAGAUUUUUGGUUGGUGUAGCGCUAUUUUCUAUUUUGGUGCAAGAGUUCCUCAAAUUAUUCAAAACUAUAAGUCACAAUCCACUAAAGGAUUAUCACUAGCUAU